This is a messenger RNA of Thalassophryne amazonica, 2451 nucleotides long. RefSeq names its product zinc finger protein 91-like. The record is from RefSeq and is a predicted model, not a curated record. The coding region runs from base 85 to 2364 and encodes 759 amino acids. Gene Ontology annotation, biological process: regulation of transcription by RNA polymerase II. NCBI's taxonomy places the organism in Eukaryota, Metazoa, Chordata, Actinopteri, Batrachoidiformes, Batrachoididae. The transcript is spliced from 5 exons. Gene Ontology annotation, molecular function: DNA-binding transcription factor activity; RNA polymerase II cis-regulatory region sequence-specific DNA binding.
CGGGACCGUUUAUUAAACAGUGUUUUGUUGUGUAACGGUCGUUGGUCCGACUAACUGCACGAAGUCUACCAAAAUUCGAUCAAUAUGGCCAAAGUUGAACGGCUGAAUGCCCGAGUGGCCAAGUUGCUGACUAAAGUGGUGCAAGAGGUGCUGGACGCAGUGAGAGAGACAGUGUCCGAGUACCAGGACAAAACCGCCAGAACCCAGAGAGAAAACCAGAGUCUGAAAAGGAAACUGCAGGAGCUCCAGGACCAGAUCAGAUCUGAGAGCAGGGGAAUUUGUCCACCAGUUUCUCCUGCACCCCAGAGGGCUGAAGUUGAGCCGCCUUCGUUUGAGCUAAAACACAAAGCAGAGCUGGGAGAAGAUGUUCAACUUAUUUCUGUUUGUCCUGCAAAUACACACAAAGCCUCCGUGACAAUUCCAUCAUUAGCCUCUUCUAAUCGUACAGCAAGACCACAUGUGGGUGGAGAUAACUACCCAGUAACGCUUAAAAGAAUGAACGAAAGCAAUAAUACAGUUUCAUCACCGAUUUCAAGCCAUGCUAAAAACAUGAUUGUGGUUCCAAUCUCAGAAAAGGGCUCUGAUCCAGAUUCUCAUCUGCCCUUUGUGCCAGAAGAAAUCAAAGUAGAGCCUAAACUGGAUAAAAAUGACCUGCACACUCCAAAUUAUUUUUGCGAGGCAUCUGGGACAUUAAACACAGCAUCUUCUCAAGCCAGUGCAGGACUCUACAUGGACUCGGGCAUUGUUUUCGGUGUGGCCCCAAAUGGUACAGAACAUUCACUGGCAGGUGGGAGCAGUAGUAUGGUGGCUCACAGAUACAACAAUACCGCAGCGGAAAAAGAACAGAGUACUCCAGCAAACAACAGGGCAGACAUAGCGGCCACAAAACGGCAGCAGAGAUACGUCAGGACACAUUACGGCUGUUCGCUGUGCGGACGUACCUUCAGGCACGCGAGCGACUACAAGAAGCACACCAGAGUGCACACGGGAGAGAAACCGUACUGCUGCUCCGUGUGCGGCAAGAGGUUCAGUCAGUCGGGUUACCUUACUGUGCAUCUGCGCUACCACACAGGAGAGAGGCCAUUCGCGUGCGUGCACUGUGGCAGAGGUUUUAGUCAUUCGAGUAAUUUGAAGAAGCACCAGCAAACUCAUUUUUUAUCGCAUCAUUCAUCUGGAAAUUCUCAGUUGUUGUUCCAGUUAGCGCUUAGAUUACAUUCCGCAAUUUCUCAAAGUAGCUUCUUUUGGAGAGCAUGUGUGUGUUUAUUUAAUCAAAUAAAAACUAGCUCUUCCUCAAAUUACUUUUGUUUCAGGAUGUCGAAACUUGAACGUUUGAAUGCUCGUGUGGCAAAGCUUUUAAGUGAAGCAGUGCAGGAGGUGCUGAUGGUGGUGAAGGAGACGGUGACAGAGUACCAGGAGAAAACGGCAAGAACACAGAGAGAGAAUGAGAGUUUGAAGAGAAGGCUGCAGGAACUUCAGGACAAGAUUAUGAGAGAGAACACAUUUUUUAUACCACCAAAUGGCCUGUCAUCCAAAGACAAAGCAGACCCACAGGCUCCAGAUGGGCAUUUCAGCCUCAGUCAAAGGGAAAACCCAGAACUCCCUGAACUACAACAAAAAACAAUAAACAGCCACAAACCUGAUGAUGAUUUGAAGCAAGAAUCUGCAGGACAGCACCACUGCAGAGACACUGAACCACCUGUUGAGAGCAAAUGUCCACAAACCUCAGUGAAACCUUGUCAAACACAACCAGAGGUGAUGAUUGUCGACACACCACACGUUCCACUCAGUGCUGACUCCCAAAAUCCUGGAAUUCCUCACUCAAGCAUCCGUCAUGGGGUGAACCUGGCUGCCAUCAAAAACGAAUCUCUGCCAACACAACCACAACCUCUUGAAGGACGUUUCAACGGCAGUGAGGGUUUCAGCUGCAUCUCCACUCAACAAAACUCCACAGAGACGCACAGUCCUCAAGUUAGCACCGAACCUCAAAGACCUGUCUUUGUUCACUCGAACCACACCAUAUCCACGAGACGCGCCCUUGCAAAAACUAACAGGGCUGUGUUUAAUGGAAGAGAUGAGCUGCACCGAUGUUUCGUAUGCGGAAAGACCUUCAGCCGGAUGGGGAACUUGAGAAUCCACCAGCGGUGUCACACAGGGGAGAGGCCAUACGGCUGCGCGCAGUGUGGAAGGUGCUUCACUCAAGCCGGAGACUUGAAGAAACACAAGAGGGUUCACACAGGGGAGAAACCGUACUAUUGUAACCAGUGCGGAAAAAGCUUCAGUCGGGGGGAGAAUCUGAAGCGACACCAGAAGGUCCAUUUGGGAGAGGCACUGCUGCUGCAGCAAGUGUGGAGGGAGCAAACGUAAAACUUCACCGGGUGUUUGAACGCAGUGACGGACUCGGUGGAACCAGCAUGCUGCUGUAGUGAGGCUGUGACUGUUGGUCAGUACUUU